GCACAUUGACAAAUUUUUUUAAAAAAGAUGACAUCUACGGCAAUAAUUCCACGCGGAAAGCAGACAUUGAUUUGGCGUUGGCAAGAAUGGUUGCUAUAGAUGUACAACCAUUUCGCAUUGUCGAAGAUCAAGGAUUUAGAGAGCUCGUUCGGUGUCUUGAUUCUCGAUAUGAACUACCAUCUCGAAAUACCAUUCUGAAUGUUCAUAUACAAAGGCUUUAUGAAAAUGGUAAAACUAAAUUACAGGCCAUUCUUAAUGAAAUUGAAAGCUGUGCUAUAACCACUGAUUGUUGGUCGUCGAAGGCAAAUGAAAGCUAUUUGACCGUUACGUGUCAUUUCAUUGAUGGCGAUUUCAAAAUACGAUCGGCAGUUUUAACGACAUCAAAGCUCGCUAAUGAACUCAACCAUUCAGCUGCAAACAUUUCAGUAUCGUUGCGUGAGUGCCUGCAAAAAUGGAAUAUAUUCCAAAAAGUCAACUGCGUGGUUACAGACAACGCUGCAUCAAUGAUUAAAGCCUGUGAGCUGCUUCAGAAGAGGCAUCUGCCGUGCUUUGCUCAUUCCAUCAAUCUUGUAGUACAAGAUCUUUUGUGUACUGAAAAAGUAAAAGCAUUAUUGUCGAAUUGCAAACGCAUUGUAGCAUAUUUCAAAAGCAGCACUAUUGCAUAUGCAAAAUUAAAGAAAGAACAGGGUAGUGAAAAACAGUAUAGCCUGAUUCAAGAAGUUUCAACAAGAUGGAAUAGCGCGUUUGCUAUGGUUCAGCGAAUUUUACUUAUUAAGGAUGCCAUCUUUGCAGUGCUUUUAAGAACACCAAAAGCGCCACCAGUUCUAACAGCAGAGGAAAUAGAGCAACUUCAAGACGUAUGUUUAUUGUUGGAACCAUUCAACACAUAUAUAAGCAUUUUAUCGGGUAAUAAAUAUGUGACGAUUUCGCAUGUAAUUCCCAUUGCAUGGGGAUUGCACUCAACGUUAAUGAAGCUUCAAUCAAAAUUGAAAACUUUUGUUGGAUCGGAAGCACAGUUAUACUUAUGCGACAAAAUUAAACAGAGGCUGUUUCCAUAUGAAUCCAGAAGUGCUACUAGAUUAGCCACCUUGCUAGAUCCGAGAUUUAAAAAAGAAGGGUUUCAGUCAGGUCAAAAUGCGGCCCAAGCGUCUAUGUUGCUGGAAAACGAAUUGGUUGAAAUCGACAGAAUUGCAGCAUCGUCAUCGAAUGACAACAGAGAGGAACCGUCGACAUCAAAAAGCGUUAAAAUUCCACAGAUUUAUGAAUUUUUGACAGAGAAGCUAUCCAGCAAAGUCAAAUCCAACAGAGCGGAUGCUAUCAUCACACUACGCGAAUACACUGAAAAACCCAAUGAGCCGCUAGAUGUAGACCCAUUGGAAUACUGGAAGAUCGACUGAAAUGAAGUCAAUGCAAAUCAUGGCAUGCAAAUAUUUGUGCAUUCCGGCAACUUCAACGGAGUCUGAGCGUAUGUUCAGCAAAGCUGGAGAAUUAGUCUCAGACAGACGAACAAGA
Messenger RNA from Bactrocera neohumeralis, 1512 nucleotides. Its product is annotated as E3 SUMO-protein ligase ZBED1-like. Lineage: Eukaryota; Metazoa; Arthropoda; Insecta; Diptera; Tephritidae. The coding region runs from base 87 to 1397 and encodes 436 amino acids. The record is from RefSeq and is a predicted model, not a curated record. The transcript has 2 exons.